GGAGGAUGUCGGUGGGCCGGGAGCACCGGGGCCGAGGGUUGGCCCAGGCGCUGUGCCGGGAGGUGCUGGCCUUCGCCCGCGCCCGCGGUUACGGCGCCGUGGUGCUCAGCACCUCCGUGGUGCAGGUGGCGGCGCAGCGGCUCUACGAGGGCGUGGGGUUCCGUAGGGUGGGCGCUUCCUACCCCUCGCUGCUGGGCACCUUGCUGAACUUCCAGGUCCUGCGCUACCGCCACGAUUUGGGGGACGGCGCCAAGUAGGGCCCGAGCGGCGCCUGGAACGGGCGGUGCCGCCCCGGGAGGAACCCCAAAACUGGCACAGGAGGUGUUGUCCUGGAUGAAACCCCAAAACUGGCACAGAAGGUGUUGUCCUGGAUGAAACCCCAAAACUGGCACAGAAGGUGUUGUCCUGGAUGAAACCCCAAACCUGGCACAGGAGGUGUUGUCCUGGAUGAAACCCCAAAACUGGCACACGAGGUGUUAUUCUGUGAGAAACUCCAAACCUGACACACAAGGUGUUGCCCUGGGAGAAACCCCAAACCUGUUGCUCCAGGACAAACCCCAAAUCUGUUGUCCUGGGACAAACCCCAAACCUGGCACAGGAGGCGUUGUCCUGGGAGAAACCCCAAACCUGUUGCUCCAGGACAAACCCCAAAUCUGUUGUCCUGGGACAAACCCCAAACCUGGCACAGGAGGUGUUGCUCCGGGACAAACCCCAAACGUGGCACACGAGGUGUUAUUCUGUGAGAAACUCCAAACCUGGCACAUACGGUGCUGCCCAAGAGAAACUCCAAACCUGGUACACGAGGUGUUGCUCCGGGACAAGCCCCAAACCUGGCACACAAGGUGUUGUUCCAGGAGAAACCCCAAACCUGUUGUCCCGGGACAAACCCCAAACCUGGCACACGAGGUGUUGUCCCGGGACAAACCCCAAACCUGGCACAGGAGGCGUUUCCCCAGCCCCGUGAGGCCGGGACUUGAGGCGCUGCCGUGGCCCCAAAACCCAGCCCCGGGCGCCAGGCAUCACCCCAGCCUCAAACACAGAAAUUAACAACUAGGAAUGGCCUAUAAAGAAAUGCUUUGAGUAGAAAAGGGGCUACAAAACUCGUGUGAAGAGCUGAGUGCUCCCGUAAGGGCAGGAGGAGAAUAAAGACUGAAGAUAAGGAGUGAAAUGAAAUAUGUAAAUUGGGCGCAGGAUGAGGGGGUUCCUUCGAUUCUUUGUGGAUUCUUUGGAUUCCUACUAAUUUUAAUAGGAAACAGGGACAAGCAGGGUUAGCAAAUGAAUAUGUAUUAGGCAUAUGGUGUAACCCUAGUCUGUAGAGAAUAAAAAAAGGGAGAAAGGAGUCUCCGAGGUGUGCGUGCCUCAGGAGGAAUGAUCCCUCAGCGCUGAAUAAAUUCAUACCUGCUCUCAUAA
Messenger RNA from Cyanistes caeruleus (blue tit), 1410 nucleotides. It is a transcript of the gene NAT8, whose product is annotated as N-acetyltransferase 8 (putative). The record is from RefSeq and is a predicted model, not a curated record. Lineage: Eukaryota; Metazoa; Chordata; Aves; Passeriformes; Paridae. Gene Ontology annotation, molecular function: N-acetyltransferase activity.